Molecule: messenger RNA, 2634 nt
Organism: Elgaria multicarinata webbii
Lineage: Eukaryota; Metazoa; Chordata; Lepidosauria; Squamata; Anguidae
Gene: DRC7
Product: dynein regulatory complex subunit 7
Exons: 17
Coding region: 34-2607 (857 amino acids)
Biological process (GO): flagellated sperm motility
Cellular component (GO): motile cilium
Source: RefSeq, a predicted model, not a curated record
AAACCACUUGGGCUGCAGCCUGUAGCAGCAGCUAUGGAGACCAGUGAAGAAGACUAUGGACUGCAGGAAGAGGAGGAGGAGGAGGAGGAAGAGCUGAGUUCCUUCCACCUCAGUGAUGAAGUCCAAGAUCUGGAGGAGCAGCUUUCCAAGAUCCAAGUCCAUAUUCCUGAAGUUGUAUAUGAAUUUGACUGGAGUUCCAUUGACAUCUCCAAUUUGCCAGAGUCGUACAGAACAAACUCUCCCAAGGAAGAAAUGCUCCUGCAGGUGGCCAACAAUUUUCACCGACAGUAUGCGCACCUCUGCCCAGACCGUGAGCCGCUCUUCCUCCACCCUAUAAAUGAAUGUGGUGUGGAAAAAUUUGUGAGCACUACAGUGCGCCCAACACUCCUUCCCUACUCUGAGUUGUACAACUGGGAUGGCUGUGCCCGCUUUGUCUCAGACUACCUCACUAUGGAGCCCCUUCCAUCUCCUAUCGCCCCGCCCAGUUACUUGUACUCUCCCACUACCAUCCUACGCUACCAGCGGGGGAACUGCUUUGACUUCAGCAACCUCUUGUGCUCCCUGCUGAUUGGCGCCGGCUACGAUGCCUACUGCGUGAACGGCUAUGCCGCCCGGGAGAUCUGCAUGAUGGAUGAGUCGAGGGAGGUGUGCCCACUCCUGCAAAAAUCUGAAGAGGUCACGAUAGAAGCCGCGAAAGCGAAGCCGAAGAAGUACGCCAUCAAGCCUCUGCGGGAUCUGCGCAGUAAAUUCGAGCUGCGUCAGGAAGCCAAGGAGGAGGCGAUAGUGCAGGCGGCUGAGGAGAAGAAGCGGAAGGAAGAAGAAGAGAGGAUAGUGGAAGCUGAGAAGCCCAAGCCGGACACCCUGUAUGGUCUCCGUGUCCAUGCCUGGGUUCUGGUCCUUUCGGGCAAGCGUGAAGUGCCUGAGAGUUUCUUUAUCGACCCUUUUACGGGAAAAAGCUAUAGUACCAUCGAUGACUACUUUCUCGGCAUUGAGAGUGUCUGGAACCAUCGAAAUUACUGGGUCAACAUGCAGGACUGUUGGAAUGCCUGCAAGGAUCUCCAGUUUGACCUCGGGGAUCCUGUGCGGUGGGAAUUCAUGCUGCUAGGCACAGACAAGCCUCUGCUGUCCCUGCCAGAAAUGGAGGAGGAAGAGGAGAUCAUGGAAGAUGAGGUGGAAGAUUUGCUUAAAGAAGAGGAGCCAAAGGGCUUUGACAUGCCUGCUUCUUGGGUGGAGCAGAUCCAGAUCUCCCCCAAAGAAUUUGAGACACGCUGCCCCCAGGGCAAGAAGGUGAUUCAGUACAAGAAUGCCAAGCUGGAGAAAUGGGCACCGUAUCUGAACGCCAAUGGGCUGGUCAGCCGGCUCACUCUCUACGAGGAUCCAGACUGUACCAAGGUGCUGGAGGUGAAGGACUGGUUCAAGAACCGAGAAGACGUGUUGGAGACGAGAGAACUGAACAAGCUAACAAACGUGACGACUGAGUAUUUCCUUCCUGGGCAUGUCCAGGGUCUCAAAGCACACAUCUACAAGACAAUGGAGCCCGAGACGGAGCGCACGAUGGAAUUCUAUAACGAGACGCGGGUGGACGGCCUUCAGAAACGCAUCGAGACUUCCCAAGACAUGAUGGAGUAUUUUGAAGGCCGGUCGGAUUUCUUGAACUACCGGCACACUGAGUUUGGCAAAAGAAUAAAGAAGCCAGCCAACGCUCUUGCCAUCACUGAAACCAAUGCCCGGCCUAUUUUGAAAAUCACGGAGCGGUUCCACAGGAACUUGAGCAAGUCAGCCGAUGAAGAUGUAGCAGAGUGCAUCUUUUCUAUGAUGGAGGACAAGAUCUUCUUGACCUACCACUUCAAGGAGAAUUACAUCACUCCCUCAAGGCGGGAGUUUAACAAACGGUCAGAGGUGGACAGCAAGGGAAAUAAGAUCGUCAUGACUCACGAUAUGUGUAUUAGCUACCAGGCAGGGUGCACCGAAAAAGAAAAGAAAUUGUUCCAUUUGUAUGAAAUGAUGCAGAAGCUAAUGGAAGAGGAGAAGUGCUCCCGGCACCAAGUUUGGGAGUCGGAAACAGAGGUCCUGGAAAUUCUGAGGAUUCGAGAGGAGGAGGAAGCAGCCAGCAAGCUGACUGUAUCUAUUUAUGACACUGAGAGGAAUGAAAAGAGCAAAGAACAGCGAGAAGCCAUGGAGCGCCUGCAGCAAGAGGAACGCCAACGGCAAGUGGAGCAGGAUCUGGACUACCUGGCACCUUUCCUGAUCCAGAUGGGCGGAGUAGAGAAGAUGACCAAAUGGCUCGCCUUGCGCCUCAAGGAAGACUGCCUGAGCGAUUUCAAGCACCGCCUGGUUGACAAGGCCAACCUCAUCCAAGCGCGUUUUGAGAAGGAAACCCAGGAGCUUCAGAAGAAGCAGCAAUGGUACCAGCAGAACCAGCUCAACAUGACUUUGGAGGAUGAGGACGCCUACUUGAACUACUGCUCAGAUGCCAUGUUCCGCAUCCGCAUCUUGGAGCUCCGUCUCAGCAGGCACAAAGAGAAAGCGCCCCAGAAAUACAUGGCCUUAGAAGAGAAACUGUGCAAGGACCCUCGCCUGUCUGAGUUCCUCAAAUUUUAUAUUUGAGUUAUCCCCUGCGAAUUGUGCCUUGAA